This is a messenger RNA of Aphis gossypii (cotton aphid), 1120 nucleotides long. RefSeq lists its product as uncharacterized. NCBI's taxonomy places the organism in Eukaryota, Metazoa, Arthropoda, Insecta, Hemiptera, Aphididae. The transcript is spliced from 2 exons. Bases 611 to 1081 code for a protein of 156 amino acids. The record is from RefSeq and is a predicted model, not a curated record.
UGUGAAUAAACAGGACAGUAUUUUUUCCAUUAAUUAAGUAUUUAAAAAAAUAUUGAUUUGGUACAAAUGUAAUAGCUUAUCUGGUUAUGGCACGAAUAAGAAAAAGAACUACAAAUAGAGGAACUGAUAAUGAGUUUAUGAAGAGAACUGCAGAGAUGUGCAUUAAUGAAAGCAAAUCAGUACGGUCAGUUGUUGGAGAAUUUGAUAUUUGCCAUGUUAGUUUGAAUCGGUAUGUCAACAAAUUAAAAGCUAAUAAGUUAAGACAGAGUUCUCCACCAAAAUGUGGUUAUCAGCCACAUACUAGAGUUUUUAGCAGUACUCAAGAAGCCUUGUUAUCUAAUUAUUUGAAAAACUGUACUGAUAUGUAGGGGAAGGCGGGGUAAGUCCGUACGAGAGGCAAAACCGUAUGAUAAGGUUUUUUGAACAAUAAGUCGUACAAAAAUUAUUGCUCAUAAAGGUAGAAAACUACCUAUACUGGAAUAUGGCCUUUCAAUAGGAAUGUCUUUAAUGAAGAUGAAUUUGCUCCAACAAUUGUAACUGACUACUGACAGUUUUAAAUUGUGAAAUUAAUAAUAAUGAAAUACCUAGUCCUAGUUCUAUAACUAUUGAAAUGCCAGUACCAGAAAUAUUUGAAACACAGUCAACUUCUGAGGUAACACCUGAAAGUGUAAGGCCUUAUCCAAAAGCUAAAUUUAACUCAAAAGUUACAAAAAAAGGAGGAAGAAGAAAGGGGAAGGCAACCAUUAUGACAGACACACCAGAAAAAAAUGAAAUUUUAAAAAGAACCGCUGAAAAGAACAAAAAUAUUAAUCGUAAACUAUUUACCACAGAAGCUAAAAAAAGAAAAGAAAAGAAAAAAGUAACAAAACAAAAUAUACGCAAAAAAACUUCUUUCAAUAAAGAAAACAAUGAAGAAGACACUUUUUGUAUGAUUUGCACAGAAUACUAUUCAAAUAGUAGAAGUGGAGAAGAUUGGAGCCAAUGUUCCAAGUGUAAAUAUUGGUCACAUGAAGCUUGUGCCACAACUAAAUUUACUGCUUAUUAUACAUGUGAUAACCGUGAAGCUGAUGAUGAACAAUAAUAUUAUAAAACCUUCUGUUUCAACUAUGAUAUUAUACUA